Messenger RNA from Rodentolepis nana, 1239 nucleotides. Lineage: Eukaryota; Metazoa; Platyhelminthes; Cestoda; Cyclophyllidea; Hymenolepididae. The record is from the annotation of a GenBank genome assembly.
AUGACUGAAGAUACUCUUACCGACCUCUACACUAUCCCCUCUGCUGAACAACUAGAUCUGCGUAGGGCUAGUAUCAUUAGCACCGACAGUACUGAUGAACGACAUGACCACUUUCCGCCCAGCUUUGGUCUACUAUUCGAUAUCGAUGGCGUACUUAUGCGAGGCUCUACACCAAUUAAAGAGGCAUUUGAAGCUAUGGAUCUGCUGAAGGGACGUAAUGGCAAGCUUCGAGUGCCGAUUGCAUUCGUAACGAAUGCUUGUGGAGAUAUCAAAUCAAAGUCUGAACAACUGUCUUCCAUCUUUAAGAUUGACGCAAGUUUACUUAAAUGUUCUCCCCAAAUUCAUUUAUCCAGGAAGUUGAAUAGCAUUCUUUUUCUGGAACCGGAGCAGGUGAUAUUCGCGCCGAGCCCUUUCCAGAGUUUCACCAACUGGCAUGACAAAAGAGUGCUUGUUGUAGGUCAAGGGGACAUGAAGAAGAUUGCAGAAGGUCUCGGCUUCAAGUAUGUCUAUACCAUGGAACAAGUCGCUGAAGCUUGGCCUCUUCUCGAUAUGGUUAAUCAUGAGAAUCGAAAAAUUGUGGUAACCAUUGUAUUGAUGGGCGAACCAACCCAAUGGGAAACGUAUUUGCAAUUGCUCAUCGAUCUACUAUUAACCAAUGGAAAACCGGAUCACAAGCCUGAAACAAGUCCUGAGAACCACCUUCCUGUGUUGGCUUGCAACAUGGAUCUUCUCUAUAUGGGUCAAGCUUGUAUGCCUCGAUUCGGUCAUGGCGCUUUUCUCGUCUGUCUGGAGUCUUUGUAUGAAAGAGUUUCUGGAUAUCCUCUGAAAUACACGGCAUUGGUUGGCAAACCGAGUGAAAUUACCUAUCGAUUCUCUGAGCAUACUUUGAGCAAGACUGCCAAGAGAUUGGGUAUCUCGAGGCCUCUACGAAAAAUCUACUUCUUUGGAGACAAUCCCGAGGUUGAUAUCCUGGGUGCGAAUCUCUACAACAUGUAUUUGCGUCGUUAUCGUCGUUUAUCGGGUGGCCGAGAGCUCUCUUUUCCUGAACAAGGCAAACUGGAUAAGAAGGCAGCGGUGGCAUCUUCUCGCACCGUUCCAGCGGAUGCUGCUUUUCUACCUCAAACAGCUCGCAGUGUUGAGUGUAGGUUUCUUCUAAGCCCCCCCCCCCCCCCCCCCCUCUUAAUCAUUUUGCAUAUCCACUUAAAUAACCUAUUAUUAGAUCUAGGCAAUUUUAAGUAG